Adineta ricciae is the source of this 1365-nucleotide messenger RNA. NCBI's taxonomy places the organism in Eukaryota, Metazoa, Rotifera, Eurotatoria, Adinetida, Adinetidae. The record is from the annotation of a GenBank genome assembly.
AUGCCGAAACCAGCCCGUCGUGUUAUAGGCAAACCAGCAGCCUUGACAUUCAAUAAUCUUCACGGAAAAGGAAUCAUUCUCUCGAAUAACAAUCGGCAAGCAACCCGAACAUCAGGUUUCGGUGAUGCAAUUGUCUUUAGUUCUCGAACCAUACGUACCUACGAAAAAGUGUUUUUGAAACAUCGACAAAAACAAGUCGACUGGAUCGGUAGCCUUCGAGUUGGAUUCUGUAUGCAUGAACCUCAAACACAAUUCACACAGGAUACUUUACCCAGCUUAGCAUUCAAACAUUUAACAGACAAAGCGGGAUAUUGGCUACGUGCAUGCUCGGAUGAGCUUCUUCGAACGUCGCCGAUUAUUUAUGUAUAUUAUUCAUUUGAUGGUCAAAUCUACGUUGGGGGUUAUGGUCAAACAACACCCGCUCAAGCGGUGCUAACUAUCAAUGAACAUUCAGGUCCAUAUUAUCUGUUCUGUGAAGUUUAUGGUAAAACGGAUCAAAUUGAAAUUGUCGAUGAAUCCACAUUGCCGGAUCAAAGUUUAGUUAAUGAAGGAGUUUCUCUUUCGAUUCAUGGUAAUGUUAUGGAUUCAGUGAAUGCUAAGCUAGCAAACAAUACGAAUCUGUCUCAUCUGCAAUAUUUCAAUUAUUUAUUUCCGUCAAAUCCGCCUCACACAGCGACGUUUCUCUCGACUACUAAACACAAUGUUGUAUUUGACACUAAACAUCGAAUCGCAUAUGUGAAUAAUCUUCGUAUGAAAUCAAGCUAUACUUUUCUCGAUAGUUCAAUGAAAGUCGGUGAUGUUCUCAUCUGUAAAGUCAUGGAUUGUGAUGCUAAUAUCUCCUCGAUACUUCUAUUUGGUCUAACAACACAAAAUCCAUCGACAUUGCAAAAUCAAAGUUUACCCGAAGAGACCAACACACUUGUAGAUCUAUAUUCCUCAUCACGAUGGUUCAUUGACCAUGAUAUCGAAGCAAACAUAUCCUUAUACGACGAAUUAGCAUUCUGGUUUGAAUCGGAUGGUCAUAUCUAUCUUUCGAUUGAUAAUCGUCCACCAAUAACACUCAAAGUUCCCAUUAUACCAUCAAACAUGCUCAACAUGACAUUCUAUCCAUUCUUCGAUCUCUACGGCCAAAUAACUUCACUCUACUUAUACAAUUUCAGUACACUGAGUAAACUGAACUUCGGUAGACAAUCGACUGCUCGAACAUUAUGUGUGAUUUGUUGCGAAAAUCUAGCCGAUACACAAUUGUUACCUUGUCAAUGUAUAUUAUGUAGUCAAUGCGCAUCUGUUAUUAAACGUCCAAGUUUACUAUCGGAUUGUCCAUUUGACCGAAAACACAUUACACAAAUCCAACCGUUGUUGUAA